Ectocarpus sp. CCAP 1310/34 is the source of this 150-nucleotide messenger RNA. The record is from the annotation of a GenBank genome assembly. Lineage: Eukaryota; Phaeophyceae; Ectocarpales; Ectocarpaceae.
AUGGACGCACGAGACCUCUACGCCAAGACCAAAGACUCGUUGGACAAGGAGCAGUGGAACCCCGAAGACAACGAGGAGUACGAAGACGGGGAGGGCAACGUGCUCAACAGACGCACCUACGAGGAUUUGGCCCGCCAAGGCCUCAUGUAA